This is a messenger RNA of Melopsittacus undulatus (budgerigar), 672 nucleotides long. RefSeq names its product fibronectin type III domain-containing protein 9-like. Gene Ontology annotation, molecular function: protein binding. Lineage: Eukaryota; Metazoa; Chordata; Aves; Psittaciformes; Psittaculidae. The record is from RefSeq and is a predicted model, not a curated record. The transcript has a single exon. The coding region runs from base 1 to 672 and encodes 223 amino acids.
AUGGGAAUAAUCGUCCAAAACAUCACAGGAAACACGGCAAUGGUAAUUUGGCCAAAAAUGGCCAGCUGUGCCGAUAGCUUUUACAGCAUCAUGUACCACCCUAACUGGAACAGCAUGCUAUCCAGUUACUCGAGAAAGAACUUUCAGAAGGAAGAGAGGGUGCCCACCAGUCGUUCUUCCUUCGUUGUUGAAAACCUAACUCCACUAACAACAUACAUCGUGUGCGUGACCUGCCAGUCUGCAAACCCCUCCAGUGACCAGUGCAGAGUUUUUAACACACUGGAACGAGACCCAGCAUCUGCUAGCAACACCAAGAAAGAGCUGGCACUGGGCAUCUGGCUCACCAGCAGCAUUCUGCUCCUCAUCAUUGCCGCAGUCCUCCUGUAUGGCUGCCUGCACCUCGUGUGCCGCAGGAGACGUGAGCACUUGCAAGGGCAGAAUGGGACCUCCAAGCAAGACCACGGGAAAGUGUGGACCAAAAGCGCAGCAUACGCCUUGGAGGAGCUCGGCAGGCAGAGCCAACUGAUGCAGGACACUGAGGAAAAGCAUCCAGGUGCUAUCCAGCUAGCCACAAUCAUAGAGAAUCCUUCAGUGUGCAAGGAGCCUGCCAUGCCGACUUCCAAAAGCCAGGAACAAGUGCCAAUGACUGGACAGUGCUCUGCUAUAAAUUAG